This is a messenger RNA of Diaporthe citri, 2091 nucleotides long. RefSeq lists its product as uncharacterized. Lineage: Eukaryota; Fungi; Ascomycota; Sordariomycetes; Diaporthales; Diaporthaceae. The record is from RefSeq and is a predicted model, not a curated record. Bases 1 to 2091 code for a protein of 696 amino acids. The transcript has 4 exons.
AUGCGGUACGGAUCCUCUGUUGGGGUUGCGGUAGGGACAAUCUCUGUUGAGGUUCUAGUGGUGGUGCUUUGUGUUGAGGUUCCAGUGAUAGAAGACACCCCCGUGGAUGAUGUUUGCUUGGUAGAAGAUGUCUUUGAGGGUUUAUUGGUAGAAGAAGUGCCCUCGGAUGAUGUCUUUGUCUGUGAAGAUGUUGCCGAGGUCUUCUUGGUAGAAGAAGCACUCGUGGAUGAUGUUUCCGUGUGUGAAGAUGUUGCCGAGGUUUUCUUGGUAGAAGAAGCACUCGUGGAUGAUGUUUCCGUUUGUGAAGAUGUUGCCGAGGUCUUCUUGGUAGAAGAAGCACUCGUGGAUGAUGUUUCCGUGUGUGAAGAUGUCACUGAAGUUUUCUUGGUAGAAGACAUCUUCGUGGACGAUGUUUUCCUGUCUGAAGAUGUUUCUGAGGGUUCAUUGGUGGAAGAGGGCUGGGAGGACGUUAAGCUAGGUGAAGACGUCUUUGACGAUUCAGUGGUAGGAGAAGAUGAGGGGGUUGUCAGACUCUUUGGUGAUGUCGUUGUGGAUCCAGGGUUGGUCUUUUUCGUCGACGUUCUGGUGACGGAGGAGGAUGAGGGUGACGACGAGGAUGUCGGCGUCUGGGAUGAUCUUGUUGAAGAUCCAGUGCUGAUCGUCACGGUGGAUGUUAAGGUCUUGGUGGAUGUGUCUUGCGACGAUGUUUCAGAGCUGAUAGAGGAUGACGACGUCGUCACCUUACUCCAGGAUGUUGGGGUUCCGCUAGAGGACGAGGUCGUUUCAUGCGAUGAGGUUCCAGGGCUAGUAGAGGGCGAGGAUGUUGGGGUUCUGGUGGACGUUUUUUGUGAUGAGGUUCCAGGGCUGGUAGAGGGCGAGGAUGUUGGGGUUUCGGUGGACGUUUUAUGCGAUGAGGUUCCAGGGCUGGUAGAGGGCGAGGAUGUUGGGGUUCUGGUGGACGUUUUUUGUGAUGAGGUUCCAGGGCUGGUAGAGGGCGAGGAUGUCGGUGAAGGUGAUGAGCUUCUAGUGAUGGUAGUGUGCGUUGAUAGUGUAGUGGUGGUAGAUGGCCAGGAUGACGAAGAAGAUGUUGAAUCGGUUGAAGACGUCGUCUUUGCGGAGCUCGUUGUACUAUUUCUCGGACGAGUAGAGGUUUCCGUUGGCACCAAAUCACUGCUGCUGCUGCUACUGCUUGUGAGUAUAGUGGAUGACGUUCCAGGAGACCUCGUGUCCGAGGUGCUUGUUCUUGGUAAGCUUUCCGUCGUGGAUGGUGUAGUUCUAACAUCACUCGUCUUUGACGGGCUUGUCGUUAUCACCGUUGUGGUCCGAACGUCACUGCUGCUGCUGCUGCUGCUGCUGCUGCUUGUGAGUAUAGUGGAUGACGUUCCAGGAGACCUCGUGUCCGAGGUGCUUGUUCUUGGCACGCUUUCCGUUGUGGAUGAUGUACUAGUUCUAGUAUCACUCGUCUUUGAAGGUUUUGUCGUCGUCACCGUUGUAGUUCGAACAUCACUUGUCUUUGAAGGGUCUGAAGUCGUGGCCGUUGUAGUCCGAUCGUCACUCGUGCGCGACGGGUCUGAAGUUGUCACCGUUGUGGGAAGGACCGUCGUUGUAGUAGAUGGGCUUGGAUCCGGAGUUACUGUCACGGUCGUCACCGUUGUGGUCACAACGAUUCCUGUCGGUGUGGUGGACGGAUUUGGACCCGGAUUUACUGUCACAGUCGUCACCGUUGUGGUCACAACGAUUCCUGUCGGUGUGGUGGACGGAUUUGGACCCGGAUUUACUGUCAAAGUCGUCAUUGUGGUGGUGCUCAUCUCUGAAGCGAGAAAUCCAAUAAUCAGGGAGGGCGGUGCGGCAGUGGACGUCGUCACCUUCACAGACACAUCCGAAUAUGUCGGGGUCCGGUGGCGGGGUGGCUUCCGCUUGCCCAACAUUGUAAUUGUUCCUUCUGGUGUGACACCCGCGAUUCAAGGGACCCACGCCUACAGAACAGUCGACUUCGAGGUCGGGAGGCACGUUGUCCACCGCAUCGAAGACCGGUGCCGCAAGGAUACCUACGGCACCGGCAAAGAGAACAAGAAUCGCCUUGUACAUUGA